Fusarium falciforme is the source of this 981-nucleotide messenger RNA. Its product is annotated as AB hydrolase-1 domain-containing protein. NCBI's taxonomy places the organism in Eukaryota, Fungi, Ascomycota, Sordariomycetes, Hypocreales, Nectriaceae. The coding region runs from base 1 to 981 and encodes 326 amino acids. The record is from RefSeq and is a predicted model, not a curated record. The transcript has a single exon.
AUGAGCGACACGCCUUCUGAUACUACGUACGACUUCAUCCGUCUGGAAACCAAGCCAACUGCUCGGCUAUGCUACAGCUUUAGUCCAACUACAACGCCGACAGUUCCCAAGCCAACUCUCGUCGUCUUUGUCAAUGGCCUUGGAUUACCACAGGCGGGGUGGGCGCAGACAAUUGCUAAGCUGAGAGAACACACUCCGAAGAACCUUCCUGCCCUUCUCACCUACGAUCGCUUUGGACAAGGGCAGUCGGUUGACCGCGACCCCGCCGAUGAGGGCGCGACAGACCCGAGUCACGCCCAUGAUUGCAUGAGUGCGGUUCGUGAUAUGCGACAACUCAUCACCCAGAUCGCAAAGGACAAGAUGAAUUCCGAAGAACCUGAUACUUUGCGCAUUGUUUUCGUCGGGAACUCUAUCGGAUGUUCUCUCAUCCGACUCUACGCUCGCGAGUAUCCGGGGACUGUGUCAGGUAUUCUCUUUCUCGACAGUACCUUGACCGACACGGACUUUGUCUCCAUUUUCCCUGAUCCGGACGCCGAGUCUUUCGAUCCAGUCCUGCCUUCAGGCGUGACCGCCGCGGGUCUGCGAGAUGCCAGAGAAAAGAUAUGGCAGAGGUUCCAUCCCGACGUUGGAAGCCAAGAGGGUUUGAGUCGACGGAACCUGUUUCAACUUUUACCGCGCGCCGAUUCACCCCCUCUCUACAAGGCUGGAGAGGAUGCUCCCUACGUCACAGUGCUGGGCCACGACUUUGAAUUUUUCGCGGAGCGCACGGAAAUGGACCUGGGGAUUCCUGUCGCUGUUAUUCAGACGUACAUGAACACAUACUGGCAUCGCUACAAUCAGGGCUUGGCUAAGCUCACGGUCCCUGAGAGAAGUAAAGGACCUUUCCAAGUGCCAGGGGCGGGUCAUUUUAUUCAAGCGGAUAACCCUACGUAUGUGGCGGAGAGACUGCAUGAGAUGUUGCAGCUCCUGGAGGUUGACUGA